Megalops cyprinoides (Indo-Pacific tarpon) is the source of this 2233-nucleotide messenger RNA. RefSeq names its product gamma-aminobutyric acid receptor subunit alpha-2-like. The transcript has 10 exons. Lineage: Eukaryota; Metazoa; Chordata; Actinopteri; Elopiformes; Megalopidae. Gene Ontology annotation, biological process: chloride transport; signal transduction; nervous system process. Bases 585 to 1952 code for a protein of 455 amino acids. Gene Ontology annotation, cellular component: dendrite membrane; postsynapse; neuron projection. The record is from RefSeq and is a predicted model, not a curated record. Gene Ontology annotation, molecular function: transmitter-gated monoatomic ion channel activity involved in regulation of postsynaptic membrane potential; GABA-A receptor activity; inhibitory extracellular ligand-gated monoatomic ion channel activity.
GGAUGCGGGUGGGUGCACUUCUCUCUACGUCAUGUAAGGAUUAUUUACACAUUGGCUUUUCAUGUUGGCCACUGACAAAACAGCAUGCCAACAAUCUGCAACAUAGAUAUUUUAAACUACUAAACAGCAGUGCAUAGGUAAACCAUGCGAUUUCAAAUAGCGGAAUUCUCAAGUGAUCUGUGUAGGCUGCUGCCUACUACCGAACGUAGCUAGCUUUAGGACCCGGUGUCGGUCUCCGUCUUUUUUCUUUGUAGUUUUGUUUCCCUGGCUUGAGCGACAUAGAAUUCGGAGCGGAACGUGAGCAAGGGAAAGGACCUAAAACCCCCUGGAUAUCUAACGGAGGAUCCGAGUUAAAGACUCUAGGAUGUACCCAAACCUUCGGCGAUCCGAGUGAUUUCUUGGCGCUUGGAAUUUAUUCAGGCUCGCUCUCGUCUUCUUCGCGCGCUCCCCGGUCUUAUCCAAACCUCACUGAAGACAAUCUUAUUGCUGCAGCGUGCUCUUGGGCACAACUUUCACGUCUUCUUCAUUUUCCUCAGGACAAGGAUAAGGAAAGAAAUCCCUCUUUCCAGGCGUGAAUAUCAGCUAUGAGGGAGCGGGCGCACUGUAUUCGCUACUUAUUUCUCUGCUUUUCUUUGACGGUGCUCUGGCAGACAAGGUCAGCAGCAGCCGACCCCACGACAGAUCCGUUCAAAAACAACAUCACGCUCUUCACCAGAAUCCUGGACAGACUGCUGGAUGGCUACGAUAACCGGCUUAGGCCUGGGCUUGGAGACCGUGUCACGGAAGUGAAGACGAAUAUCUAUGUCACCAGUUUUGGUCCAGUUUCGGAUACAGACAUGGAGUACACGAUAGACGUGUUCUUCCGCCAGAGCUGGAAGGACGAGAGGUUAAAGUUCAACGGGCCGAUGAACAUCCUGCGCCUGAACAACCUGAUGGCCAGCAAGAUCUGGACCCCGGACACUUUCUUCCACAACGGGAAAAAAUCGGUGGCCCACAACAUGACCAUGCCCAACAAGCUGCUGAGGAUCCAGGAGGACGGGACACUGCUCUACACCAUGAGGUUGACAGUCCAGGCAGAGUGCCCCAUGCACCUGGAGGACUUCCCCAUGGACUCCCACUCCUGUCCGCUGAAGUUCGGCAGUUAUGCUUACACGAUGACAGAAGUGACGUACGAGUGGACACGCAAUGCCUCCGAGUCGGUUGUGGUCGCUGAGGACGGCUCGCGGUUGAACCAGUAUGACCUACUCGGACAGACCGUCGGGAAGGAAACCAUCAAAUCAAGCACAGGUGAAUACACCGUCAUGACAGCGCAGUUCCACCUGAAGCGGAAGAUUGGCUACUUCGUGAUUCAGACUUACCUGCCCUGCAUCAUGACGGUUAUCCUGUCUCAGGUGUCCUUCUGGCUAAACAGGGAGUCUGUCCCGGCCAGGACUGUCUUCGGCGUGACCACCGUGUUGACCAUGACUACCCUGAGCAUCAGCGCCCGCAACUCCCUGCCCAAGGUGGCCUACGCCACCGCCAUGGACUGGUUCAUCGCCGUCUGCUACGCCUUUGUCUUCUCCGCCCUCAUCGAGUUUGCCACCGUCAACUACUUCACUAAGCGCGGGUGGGCGUGGGACGGAAAGAGUGUGGUGAACGACAAGAAAAAAGAGAAGGCUUCCGUGAUGAAGAAGAACAACGCGUACGCUGUGGCGGUGGCCAACUACGCGCCCAACAUCACCAAGGACUCAGUCCUGCCCACCAUCUCCAAGGGUGGCACGGCCGCCGACCCCAACAAGGCCAAGCCAGAGGCCAAGCCAGCGGAGAACAAGAAGACCUUCAAUAGCGUGAGCAAAAUCGAUCGCAUGUCCCGGAUAAUGUUCCCGGUCCUGUUCGGAAGCUUCAACCUGGUGUACUGGGCCACAUAUCUGAACAGAGAGCCGGUCAUCAAGGACAUGGUGCCGUCGAAGUAGGAGGGAUCCGGUAUGCAGCGCAACGUAAAUAAGUAUGGGACUGAAGACAUGCCAAAUACAACCAGUAACUGCUAACCUACGUGCUUUGGUGAAUUGGCAUAGGACGGCCAAGCACGGGAAUUAUUUCAAGACCUUUUCCUCUUUCCUUUUUUGUUUUUUUAAAAAAAUGAAUUCUUCAACUUAUAUCUGGGCAGUGCUUUUCGAAUGACAUAUGCGGCUGUAAAUAUGUAUGUAUUUUCAUGCGUACUGUAAUGAUUUUUGGGUGACACAAUUAAUUUUUU